Gongylonema pulchrum is the source of this 216-nucleotide messenger RNA. Lineage: Eukaryota; Metazoa; Nematoda; Chromadorea; Rhabditida; Gongylonematidae. The record is from the annotation of a GenBank genome assembly.
AUGGGUCAAAAACGGAAACGGCGAAUUUCCUCCAGUCGAGAGGAGGAGGAACAGCUCGCGAAAAUACUCUUCGGCGAUAAAGCGGGUUUUCCGGAGGGAUAUGAUGAGAGCAUCGGCAGCAGCGAGGACGAAGAGGAAGAAAAAGAAAAAGAAGCGGAACCAACCACUGAGGUAUAUUUAAACUCCAAAAAAAUAGCCUCAUUCUUAGCCCCGUAG